AUGUUCCCCAGCAUUGGUUCUGCAACAACCCCAGACGGCAAAGAAGAAGUAGAAGAAGAAGAAGAACCCUGCUUCCUUGAUACACGACUACUUCUCUUCAACAACCGACGCCUUCUCCCCCGCGACAAUCCACCACACCCACCAGCAUUCAGCCACCCAACCAGCAAAGCACGUCGCCCGCUGCCGCCCGCCAACUACCAAACCGGAACCUGUAUUGCCGUGCUCAACCACCGCUUUCCUGCCUUCCCCGCUUCCCACCCACCCACCACGUUUCUCUCUCAGGCCCCAUCACAGCCAGUCACCCUAACUAUUUUUUUCAACUUCAUUUUUACCCUUUUCAUCCUGUUUGCUUGUCUGCAGACGCACCUCGUCUUAUCAAUCCUGAUUCGACUUACAUUGGCGUGCCUGCAUCCAGAUGACCCCGUCGUCUUGUUGUCUGGUCAACUUUGUUCUGCCUGUUGCUGCACUCGUCUUCCCACCUUGUCGCUCAACAACAACAAGCUGCACGGCAGCCGUCCACACGCAACACACAAACACACCAUCUACCGGGAUGAGAGCGAGGACUCUGCCGGCUCUACCCCCGAGGGUGAACGGAACCCUAUCACUCCCGUUGCCGCAGAACCCGUGCCGCCCAAGCGAAAGGGUGGCCGCAAGCCUAUCUAUGCUACCUCUGAGGAGCGCAAGCAAAGAAACAGACAAGCUCAGGCUGCCUUCCGCGAGAGGCGCACCGAGUACAUCAAGCAGCUCGAGGAGACCAUCCAGGUCCACGAGACAAACCUGCAUAAUCUGCAGAGUGCCCAUCGCAAUGCUGCCGAUGAGUGCCUCAUGCUGCGCUAUAAGAACUCGCUCCUCGAGCGCAUCCUUCUGGAGAAGGGCAUCGAUGUCCAUGCCGAGCUUCAGGCCAAGACGGGCAGCCCAACCCUUGGCCCCAGCCACAUGCCGCAGAAUAUGGUCCAACCUCCACCUCUCCACAGACCCAUCAUGAACCGUGCUCGCAAGUCGGUGUCUGCUCUUGCGCCUAAAGUUGAGGCUAGCAACACUGCUGCUACGAGCGGCAUCAAACCCGAGACAUCCCCCAAUACUCAUCCUACACCCCUCAACAACACAGGCUCUGCCUUUUCCCAAACCACCGAGAAUACCGCUAUCAAAACUCCCCACGGUAGUGGCUCUCGCUCACAGAUGCCUCCAAUCCUUACUGGAGCAUCAGCCCAACCAAUCAUGCAGCGUCGUUCUAGCUCCAUUGUCGGGUCUGGAGGCCCCUUCUUCGCUACCCCUACUUUCCACAGCCACCUUGACUCGCUCGAGCAUGAAUAUGAUCAGCACGCCGACAUGAUGCAAGACUCAGAGCUGGACAAUGGAGCUCACACGGAGCCUUACCCUCACUCCUUCGGUAGUGGAGACAGCAUGAUUGUCUCGCCCACUUCUGCCACCGCAAGCCACCAGAUUCCUGGAUCGGGCCCGGGCUUUUCUUCCAUGAGCCAGCUUCUGGAACAAAACAUGGAUUGGGAUCCUUUCGGUCUCAGCGCCAGCAUGAACUUCCCAACCCAACAAUUUCCCUUCGAACAGUCUGCAUCGAUGCGAUAA
Messenger RNA from Cordyceps militaris CM01, 1584 nucleotides. RefSeq names its product bZIP transcription factor (MeaB), putative. Gene Ontology annotation, cellular component: RNA polymerase II transcription regulator complex. NCBI's taxonomy places the organism in Eukaryota, Fungi, Ascomycota, Sordariomycetes, Hypocreales, Cordycipitaceae. Gene Ontology annotation, molecular function: DNA-binding transcription activator activity, RNA polymerase II-specific; transcription cis-regulatory region binding. The record is from RefSeq and is a predicted model, not a curated record. Bases 1 to 1584 code for a protein of 527 amino acids. The transcript is spliced from 5 exons.